Stegastes partitus (bicolor damselfish) is the source of this 4098-nucleotide messenger RNA. It is a transcript of the gene mvb12ba, whose product is annotated as multivesicular body subunit 12Ba. Gene Ontology annotation, biological process: regulation of epidermal growth factor receptor signaling pathway; virus maturation; viral budding. The record is from RefSeq and is a predicted model, not a curated record. Gene Ontology annotation, cellular component: ESCRT I complex; late endosome. The transcript has 10 exons. Lineage: Eukaryota; Metazoa; Chordata; Actinopteri; Pomacentridae. Bases 267 to 1154 code for a protein of 295 amino acids.
GAGCUGCGGCUCCUCCAGUUACUUCUCCGAUCACUCGCCCAGUUUCCCUUCGACAGCCCCAUUAAUGGCACUCUCCUCAGACCGCUAGCUGGAAGCCCACUAUGCAGACAUACACCGAACAACUCGUGUUUUGGAUUGGUUUUAGCAAUUUCGUAAAGAUGCGUGUUCCUCCUGUGUUGUGAAACGGCGUGAAAAAGCAGAACGCAGAAGAAAACAACCAGAGACGGGUCUGAUCCAACUGUUAGCCUUGUCGGAAGUCUACGAAAAUGCCGGAGGUUCGGGACCUUUCUGAAGCUUUGCCAGAGAUGUCUAUGGACCCAAUCACUGGAGUCGGAGUAGUCGCCUCCAGGAACAGGGCACCCACUGGAUAUGAUGUGGUCUCUACAACAACAGAUGGUCUGGAUGCUGACCUGUGGAAAGAUGGCCUUUUUAAAUCCAAGGUGACACGCUACCUCUGCUUCACCAGAGUGUUCUCGAAAGAAAAUAGCCAUUUAGGCAAUGUUCUAGUGGACAUGAAGCUGAUUGAUAUAAAGGACACUUUGCCUGUGGGUUUCAUCCCGAUCCAGGAGACUGUUGACACUCAGGAGCAAGCCUUCCGAAAAAGACGGCUCUGCAUCAAGUUUAUUCCCCGGGACUCCACAGAGGCAGCCAUCUGUGACAUCCGCAUCCUGGGACGCUCCAAGCAGGCUCCUCCUCAGUAUACCUUUAUAGGAGAGCUCAACAACAUGGGAAUCUGGUAUCGCAUGGGGAAUGUACCUCGGGCCCAGGACUCCACACACACACCAUCUACCAACAACAUUCAGAAUGUGAACUCCUCCUCCAGCUCAGCUCCAGUCCCAGCAGCUCCGAUGCCCAAGCAUAUUUCCAUGACCCUCCCUGCCAGCUUCAGAGGGAAGAACACAACCAGACCAGACUAUGAGCACCAGAACUCCAACCUUUAUGCUAUUUCAGCAAUGGAUGGGGUGCCUUUCAUGAUCUCCGAAAAGUUUGCCUGUGCCUCAUCUGAUCUGCAGCAGGUGGAUCUGAUGGGCAUUACAAUCAAGUCACUGGCUGAGAUCGAGAAAGAGUAUGAUUACAGUUUCCGCACAGAGCACAGUGCAGCAGCUCGACUGCCACCCAGUCCAACGCGGACCUCCCUGAGCUCCGAGGCCUGAGCAUCCCCUCUAGCAACACCCUUGCCCAUGGACACCUGCAGGAGAGACCUGUACACAACUACUGAGAACCUGCCCACAGCAGUGAUUCCCCACCUCUCCAAGUUAACUGACUGAGAAGAAAAAAACAACAAAAACGAUGCAUUUUCUAACUUCUGCGUGAUGUUGUGGUCUCUGUGUGUUAGUUGUACUAUUGAAAUAUAACAGAAACAUUGGAACUCGGUGGGUCAGGCUGAAACCACUACAUGCAGCAUUUUGUGCUGAAUGAAUAAUAGAGGAAUCCUGCUCAUAUUAUUUUUAAAUACUUUCCUUUAAAGAAUCAUAAGUGUUGAGCCCUGAUGACAGAAAAAAAACAGGCCCCCUCUGAAGGACUUAUUUUUAGCAAGAUAAAAGGAUUACAGAGGUACUUUGUUUUGACGGAGGGUAUCUGUUAGGCCUUUCCUAUUUCAAAUAACUGAGUCUGAAGCAGAUGUCAUAUUUGCCUUCCUUGUUUAUGACAUACCUGCUGCUCUGUUCUGAAUCAAAGCACCAGGAAGGCAAGUCAUGUGUUACAAUUACUAAAGCAAGCAAUGGGAUUUUUUUAUUUUUUUUGUUCAACUGUACUGGUGUUCUUUAUGGGAAAUGAGUCUGAUUGUUCUCUAGAUAUUACUGUAAUAUUCUGGUGUGACUGUGAGUGCAUUUUGUGUUCGGGAAUUUUAAAUGUGCUUCCUGUUUGCCACAAAUAUUCUGUUAGCCACUCCUUCACUUUCUCUGAGCCAGCAGCUCGGAUGACUUCUAGAACCACUGUUACAUAUUAAAGCUUUCUAAAGCAAGGCGCAGGUUACACUGCUGCACUGCACAUACCACUAUUGUGACUGUUGUCAACCGUAGCUAAUAUACAUUGAGCUAUUAACAUCAGAAUUUUGAUACUGAUACCAAACAAAUAUCUUUUUAAUACCUUACUGCUUUUUUUUUUUUCCUUUGAAAGAAGAACAUUCAGUUUUUGCCUCAGCACACCCCAAACACGUUUUGGUUGGUACCAAAAAAGCAUUAAGUUUUGAUACCCAACUCUUUACAGUAUCCUAACUAUUUGUACAGUUUUACUUUCUUUAUGUUUAACAAAGAUUUUGCAGCUUAUGUAUUGGCUGCAAAAGUGCUCUUCUUUUUAUUUGAUUACAUUGGUUACAUGUGAGAAAACGUGUCUGUAGUGUAUAUUUUUCCUUCGUAACAAUGAUUGAGCUUCUUUACUUUCUGCCCUUAAAAAGAAAAAGCUAAACAUGAAAUAGACAUGUAAAAAACUUCUAAUGAGAGUGAUGGAAUUUAGACACCAAGAAUGGGUCGCUGCUCGGUAUCUGAACAAACCUGUGUUUUUAUUUGUCCUCAGUGCAUUUAUAACCUCGAGCUUCAUUUCAUUCAAGUAAUUUAUAGAUUUGUUGUUGAUUUUGACCUAUUGUUCUGUAAGAUCAGUUGUUGAGUCUCACUGACAGUAACUUCAGAGCAACAUUGAAAACAUUUUUUGCCAGGUUCAGACCACACACCUGAGCAAGGUGAUGGGCCUUGUACAAAAGACCAAGGGUGGUGGGACCCAAGAUGGCUGUCAGUUACAACCGUUGAGGAUUUGACUCCGUGUGGUGUGCCAUACUUGAUGGCAACAGAUCCAGCAUCAGCGCAGUGGAUGAUGUCCUGACAAGAAGAAUUGAUUUAAGUUGUGUUUGCUUCUUAUGUUAACUUCCGCUGUGUUCAGUGAUGUUGAAGCAUUGAAGUGAAAGAUUAAGAUAAAAGAAAAGAAAAAAAAGAAAGAAAACAGUCAUCUGUUCAGGUUUUUCAACAUCCAGUAUCAGACACAUCAGUGGAGACACCACUGUUUGUUCACUUUUUUUGCCUGAAGCCCCAAAUCCUCCUUUUUAAGAUGACAAGCUGUUAAAGGUUGGGCGCUGUUUAUAGUCUAUUAAAUGUCUCCGCCAAGUCAUAGAAAGAUGCUAUAACUCUACAAGACAGAAAUGUCCCAUAACCUGAAGACAGUUCUGUCUUUAUAAAGAGAUGUGACUCUGUUGUUGUGAUGAAGGCACUGAUCCACUUCUACGUGACAUAAAAUAUGCAAUGUGAGCCAAUCUGGUAGAAGUUCAUCAUGAGAACCGGCCUCAAGUUGCUCAGCUGUUGCUGUUUGAGGACUCUCCAUUGUUUGAAUUUUGACUUUUGUUUAAAAGUCCACAGAAUCUGUGAUGUACGGAAAUUGGCUAUAUAUGAAUUUUGAGUUCGCUUCAGAAAGGUGUCUGUGUGUUCAGGUUGCCUUUGACUUUCUCUUAAUGCAUUAACUAAAUCCUUGGUGUUACAUAAAAGAUCAUGUUUUAUUUUGUUUAUGUUACAGUUUCAUGCAGCUCAUGUUACAAGAAAACCUGUUUUGUUAUUCUGCAAUCUUAUUAAGUCAUUAAUGCACGGAGUAGGUCUUGUUGCUUUAUGUUUGUUUGUCUAAUUUAUUAGUCAUUUCAGUAUUGUGACCAUGUUGUCUCAAUGAUUGUUUUGUUUUCAGAAAUGUAUCAUAUAAGAACUGUCAUUUGCACUGCUGACGUGAUCGAUGAGCUGAAAAGAUAAAUUGCUCGUGUCCAUGUGAAGCUCUGUAUCUGAGCUGAGUGUAUCUGCCUGCUCUGUGAUAAACUACACAUGUAUCAUUUCUUAGCUCUAGUGUUCACCUACAGCCAGUUUUGAUGAAACAUUUAAUAGCUAACUAAUAAGCCGUCUGCAUUAACAACAAAUAAGAAUCCUGCUUUGAUGUUUCUGUUAGUUUUCAUGCAUGGUGACAUGAUGAGGUGUCAGAGGUUUCAGUACGACACCUAUUUUUUGUAGGUUAAUGAUUAAAAGUCACAGAUUUUGUCCCAUAAAUAGAUUUUAUUCACAAAGAAUGAACAAAACUGUGUCAGUUGAAUUUGUAAUAUGAGGGAGUUUCAUUAAAUUGUGAUGAACUGUCAAA